This is a messenger RNA of Neomonachus schauinslandi (Hawaiian monk seal), 1050 nucleotides long. RefSeq names its product melanoma-associated antigen B16-like. Gene Ontology annotation, biological process: negative regulation of transcription by RNA polymerase II. NCBI's taxonomy places the organism in Eukaryota, Metazoa, Chordata, Mammalia, Carnivora, Phocidae. Gene Ontology annotation, cellular component: nucleus. The record is from RefSeq and is a predicted model, not a curated record. Bases 1 to 1050 code for a protein of 349 amino acids. The transcript has a single exon.
AUGUCUCAGGGUCAGGAGAUCCCAAGCUGCACACAGGAACAACACUGUGCCCCCAGUGAUAUCCAAGGCCUGGAGGCUACACAGGUCUCCAAGGCUGUGGAGGAGGCCUCUCCUUCCAUUUGUCCUCUGAUGCCUGGCAACAUGGAGGAAGCUCUGGCUGCUGGAACAUCCACCACUCCUUUGGAUCCUCAGAGUGCCUACUCAUCUUACACUGUCAUCACGGCCAUCUCACCAAGCAAAUCAGAUGAGGGCUCCAGCAGCCAAGAAAAGGAAGAUAGUUUAUCUUCUUCAUCAGGGUCCCUGUCCGACUUCGAGAACUUCCCCAUAGACCCUCAAGAUGACAAGGUGAUGAUGCUGAUGCAGUUCCUGCUGCACAAGUAUCAAAUGAAAGAGCCCAUCACAAGGGCAGAUAUGAUUGAUGUUAUCCAAGAGUGCAAUGAUGACUUCCCUGAGAUCCUCAGGAAAGCCUCCGAGCGCAUAGAGCUGGUCUUCGGUGUUGACAUGAAUGAGGUGGACCCCACCAGCCACACUUAUGUCCUUGUCAACAAACUGGGCCUCACUUACGAUUCGAGGCUCUGUGAUGAGGACACCAUGCCCAAGGCCAGCCUCCUGAUAAUUGUCCUGGGCGUGAUCUUCAUGAAGGGCAAUUGUGCCACUGAGGAAGAGAUCUGGGAAGUGCUGAAUAUGAUGGACUUAUAUGCUGGGAGGAAGCACUUCAUCAUUGGGGAGCCCAGGGAGUUCAUCACCCAAGAUUUGGUACAAGAAGAGUACCUGGAGUACCGCCAGGUGGCCAACAGUGAUCCUCCACGCUACGAGUUCCUGUGGGGCCCCAGAGCCCACGCUGAAGCCAGCAAGAUGAAAUUGCUGGAAUUUUUGACGAAGAUCCAUGAGUCCGACCCCAGCUGCUUCCCAUCCCAGUAUGAGGAGGCUUUGAGAGAUCAAGCAGAGAGAACCCGAGCCAGACCAGCAGCCAAGGAGGGCGCUAGUGCCAUGUGCAGUGCCCAUUCCGGUGCAGGAUCUGGCAUCCCCUCCCGGCCCACCCAGCCCUAG